Molecule: messenger RNA, 3924 nt
Organism: Cylindrotheca closterium
Lineage: Eukaryota; Bacillariophyta; Bacillariophyceae; Bacillariales; Bacillariaceae
Source: the annotation of a GenBank genome assembly
AUGAUUCAUUCCAAUCAAAUUGAAAAUAGUGUUGGUGCUGGUACGAAACGCAAACGAAAUGACAACAGACAAGAUUGGCCAAUUCAAAGUCUGUUCCUGUUUACCAACCAUUGUGACUUGGAUACCAUGACCAUAUCACCUGAGGACCUCAAGCACUGUCAAAACGUCGUUAAGGCGCUGCGGAAAGAAAAAAAUAACUACGUAUUCUUGGAACCUUUUGAUCUUACAGUUGUCCCCGGGUACACUGAUGUUGUGAAGAAAGUGAUGGACUUGACAACUCUGUCUCAAAAUCUAGAAGGUGGAGAAUACCAAGAUCGUGAUGCUUUUGCUAGGGACUGCUACCUGAUAUAUGAGAACGCAAUUGCAUACCAUAGUACUCGUGAAACUGCUUGGAUUGCCAACAUGGCAAAAUCCAUGCUUCGGAUCGCAAGAAACAGAUUCAACAAUGUCGAAAAGAAGAAAGAUUCGUCAGGAAAGAACAAAAAACUACUACCCACCAAGAAGAAUAAGAAGGUUAUAUCUGAAACCACCACGAAGCGUGACUCUGUUGGUGCAAAAUUGAAAUUAAAAAUUGGUUCCCUAGCGGAUGCAACUCCGAAACCAAAGGUCUCAAUCAAACUGAAAACUUCACCGCAAGGUAAAAAGAUUCAAGCACCUGAUGCUUCAAAGGAGGAAAAGAAGGCGAAGAAGCCAAGAUUGACAUUGAAAUUAGGCAAGCCCAAAACAAGUGAGUCUGCGGACUCGGUUCCUUCACCAAAGCCAGCAAAAUCAAACAGCAAUUCUGGGACAACUAAACCCACCCCGACGGUUGUUGGAAACUCAAGGGGCAAAGAACUUCCAAAGGCUGUAGCAGUGGCGAAAGCAGAAGCGGCAAAGAAAACCAGCAAGAAAAGUUCAACGAAAAGAAAAGGAAGCGACAAUGCGACUACCAAGACGAAGAAGAUCAAGCUAUCGACCGGUGGAUCACAAGGAUCUUCUCGAGGUACAGGUAUGAGUGUGGUUCGGAAAGCACAAUGUAUUAAGGUAUUAAAUGGCUUAAAGCGGCGACAACAACAGAACGUUGCCGUCUUUCUACAACCAGUCUCUGACAAGAACAUCAUCAAGGAUUACAAAAGCAAAAUUCAAAACCCCAUGGACCUUGGAACCAUGCAAUCAAAAUUGGAUCGGAAUGAAUAUCAGACACCCUCAGCUUUUGUGUUGGACCUACGACGCAUAUUUGCUAAUUGUCUCAUUUACAAUAGCGAAGUAUCAACAUUCCGACGUGUGGCAGUGGACGUCUUGGCGACUGCAGAGCAACUCAUAACUUUUUUUUUGGCUCAACCAGAAUACCCAACAGUUGUAUAUCCCCCCCUCCUAUUCUGCUGGAAGCUCUGCCUCAGCGUGCUUGAUACAUUGUACAAUUUGACCAACCCUCAGGAUGGCGCCCCAACUGCUCAUUUUUUUAUGUACCCAGUUUCUUUCUACUGCGGUGGCCAGUUCCCUCCAAACUAUUUGACGAAGGUGACAAAGCCUAUGGAUUUUGGCACAGUAACAAAGCAGCUGCUGGAAGGUCAGUAUGUUUCCGUUGACCAAUUCGAAGCGGACUGUCGGCUUGUACUUGACAACUGUACUGUCUACUACGGUGGAAGAGAGGAUGGGGUAGUAUUCACUGAACAAGCAAGUCGACUGCGUGCGGUUCUUCAGCAGCAAAUGACGGCCUUAAAGAAGUAUAUCAAAUCGCCGCCAGGUGAAGCUCUUCGCCGAGCAGCACAAAAUGCUGUAAACACGGUCAGUCUGCCGAAGCCACAGAUUCACUUGCUCCUCGGGAUCAUUGAGGACAUGCGAGCUUCGAAGUACACCGACAAAGCAACCAAGAUUACAGAACCAGCCAUGGCUCAAUUCGAGAAGCCAGUCUCGCUGUCUGCUUUCCCGGAUUAUGUACAGAAGGUGAAAACUCCAAUAGAUCUCCAAACGGUAGAGCGCAAAGUGAAAAGCGCUACGUACAAUACUCCCGAGGACUUUGAAUACGACAUGCUAUUGAUAUUCCAGAACUGUAUCUUGUAUAACAGCAGCCGUAACGUAGAUCACUUCGUCUCCUUGGGCAAAUACGGCAUAAAACAGUUCAAGCGUAUCUUCGCUGCGAAGAUAAAGAUCGUCGAUGAUCCAUCGUUUGCCCCCCCCCUUAAGGAGUUAAAAGAUCCUCCCGUGACAGGAGGUGCAUCGAAAAAAGUCAAUAUCGAUGUGGCGCCGGCAAAAGCGGCUCCACGGAUUUCCCUGUCUUCUGCACAACUAACAUCGGCUGCUGAGAAAAGCGCACAGCGACCAAAAUCUUCAAAAUCAAAGACCAAGGCGAACCAACCGGUUCCUUUGCACAUUGCAAUAUCUCAAGUAAAAGAGAAAUUCCCCCUGAGACGCGCAGUAAAGAGUCUGCAGUCAUGGGAGGCAGGAUGUGCGCGCUUUUUUAAAGAAUUGAUGCGACACACUUGGAUUUCUGCUGCACGACCGAAGUUCAUCUUCCAUGUCCCAGUCCCAGUCCUAUUCCCUCAAUUGAGAGAUGCCUAUUUUGCGAAAAUAAAGAAACCUAUGGAUCUUACAACCGUCGAGUGCACUUUGUUGGCUGGACAUCAAUACACUUCCCCAGAAGAGUUUAUCAAUGAUGUUGCUCUUGUAUUCGCAAAUGCUAUUCGUUUCAACAAAGAUGGUCGAGACAUAGGAGACCCGCUAUCAUGCGCGUACUAUGAUGCUUCAAAGCAUCUCUUGCGUUAUUGUAGAUGGCUUUCUCUUGAGCUUCUUUCGGAAUAUGUGCAAGAUAGCGAUCACGUGGACGAAGCUGAAGAAGGGGACCUGCCAGUAUUUUCCUGGAAGUUGACAACCGGAAACGCAAAGAGAUCUCGUGAAGAAAUGGAAGCAAUCGUUUUAAACGAGGUGAUUGAGAAGAGCCUUGAAGGCGAUAGAUACACAUGGAUGGAAGCGGAAUGCGAAAAGCUGAUGAAAGCACUUCGCCACCAAUCAGACUACAAGAACAUGAGGUACUUCAUCCAGUCCGAUUAUCCACCAGAUUACACAGCAUCAAUUUCAAAACCUAUGGAUUGGGAACGUUGCCAAAAGACGUUGAAAAAGCGUCAAUAUGAUAAAUUCAGCAACGUUAUCGAUGAUCUGCGUCUUAUCUUCUCCAACGCGAAGAAAUACAAUGGGCCCCGGAUGGAUCAACCUGUUUCAAGAGAGUGUUAUGACGCCGCAUCAGUCAUGCAUAAGAAACUGGAGGGUGCUAUCAACAAAAUGAUGUUAACUGUCAGCGAUCGUGUCGAGAGAGAACGCAUAGAUCACAACAAUGCUGAAAGGGAAAUUGAGGCCGCAGAACGAGCUGAGAAGGAGCGUAUUCGUGCUCAAUGGGACAGCAGCGAAGGGGCGAGAAGUGGGGAAGGUGGAUCAUCUGAUCAGUCGUUUUCAGUUUCUGCUCAACGGAUCCGAUCAAGGUCUAGAGCUGUCAUCCGGCGAGAAACAGAUUUUGAAGUUCCUUUCUUCGACGACGAGGACGACGGCCAACACGAGCGGUCAUAUCUUGAGGUUGUGAAGCAACAGAAAGCGAUGUUUGAACGACAACGGAAGGAUUUAUCAAACAUGCAAAGGUCUGUAGCGAGUGCUGGAUCAUCCGUCUUUUUGCGCAUGAUGCAAAGAGAUCUCGCAUUGAAAUGGAUGGAUGGAGAAAGGAAGAAACUUGGGAUACAGAAUCCGGCAUCAGGGUUUGCACGUAUUAUGAUGGCCAGUACUCCUGACAAAUCCAAAGCACCCUCAACACAGGGUUCAGCUCCAGACAGUGUUCGCUCUCAAUUGGAAUCCUGGAAAUCAAGCGGAAUUGGCCCUCUGAAGGUCAAGAAGCGCAAGACGCGAAAGAAGAAGCGAAAUCAAUUGGCAAUCGGGUUUGAAGAAGAAGAAAGUGACUGA